Molecule: messenger RNA, 2601 nt
Organism: Puccinia triticina
Lineage: Eukaryota; Fungi; Basidiomycota; Pucciniomycetes; Pucciniales; Pucciniaceae
Exons: 7
Coding region: 1-2601 (866 amino acids)
Source: RefSeq, a predicted model, not a curated record
AUGCCACAAUCUUACAAGUCCCAUGGACUCCCGGGAGACAUCCACACACAACCACCCUCUCACUUUGACACUGGGAUUGGCUCCAAUUCGUUGGCUGCACAAGGCUCAAUAGCGCUGGUUGACUCCAGCCAUCUCGCCGGUUUGGGCCUCCAUCGCCACAAAGCAAAGACCGCCCGAGGCGCGAGGGAGGAAAGAAGAAAGCGCCCAACGUGGGGCUCGAACCCACGACAAUUCGAUGUCAACCGGCACGUGACCACACAUUCGAACAAAGGCUCGCCCAUCCCAGGACUGCACCGCCAUCGCGUUUAUACCUAUACCUCAUAUUCCCCCAAACCAGGCCUCGAUCUAAAAACAGGCGCUAUCAGUCUAAGUGACGUGUUGGUCCUUCGGCAGCUUUUCAGCUUGUCAAUCGUCAUCAUCAUCGCCGGAAUCCAUCCUUUCUGCCAACGAUUCUCCGUCGGAAAACAAACACAAGCGAGACCUACCAACCGGCAAAACGAGCGCGCCGUGAUGUCUAAGCUACAAAUUACCGAGACGUCCAGCGUGGACGCGAUCCAGUCGAUCAUCAAAGACCCGUCCAUCAAGCCAUCAGAUGAAGCAAUCAAGGUGCUCUUCAGCAGUAUCUCCUCCUCGAACGGAUCGGUGCGUGCCCAGGCUUUGGAGGCACUAGGUUUAGUCUUAUCUCGCCAAGAAAGCCACGGAACGGCUUGGUUUGAAAGCGCGCUAAAAUCUCUCAUGCAUUCCACCGAAGCUCUCGAGGUCUGCAACGGCCUCGCUGCUCUUGCCGCUAUCUGGUCGAUUUCUCAAGACCACGCCCUCCGCUUCAUUCAAUCCGAAGGCUUUUUUUCGCGUCUCGCCAACUCGGUCGUUAAGCUUGCCGCGCUUGAUCAGAGCCGACCAGAAGAGGCCGACUCGGAGUGGCCCGAAUGUUCGGAUUGGUUAACUGGGAUCUCUCGAGGCACCAGUCCCACCUCGGUCUCUAUUCCUGCCCGCUGUGGCGCAAUUCUGGCGUUACUGAAAUUGCGAAGAUCAACGGAUCUCCAAUCCGCGCCGAAACCUUCAUCUGAUCAGCUUGUCGACAUUCUGAUGAUAAGCUUCUUGGGAAACAAGAAUCCUCCAAACUCGGCCAUCGAAAGUUUGGCGCUUCUCAGCGAGGACGAAUCCGUCCGAAAAACCUUGAGAGGGAGGUCCGAAGCUUUCUUUCAAACUGCCAAAUCUCUCACACAAAGUGAUCGGGAUCACGAGGCCGGCCAAAUCAAGUUUACACCCUCUCGAUCUUUAGCCUUUGGACUAGCGACCGUCGUCCUCCAUCUUGUAUCUUUCAAGGUGCUUACAAACGAAUUUCCAGCUGAUGAUAAAGCUCGAGAGAAGCAGGAACACAGAAGACACCGUAUGCUACUAGCGGAAAGAGAUUAUUAUGGCUUCCAUGCCCCCCAGGAGGAUAGAGAGAACGAAAAAUAUGACAGGGGGGUGUUGCCUUGGCUUCGGUCUACACUCGAACGUAAUUCCGACUUCAUCCAAACCUUGGCUUGGCUUUCGAAGACUGGCGAUGCAAGUCCACAACUCAAAGCCACUAUUACCAAAGUGUGGCUGAACCUUGUUGAAUAUGACAACUGCGCGACGCUUGCAUCGGAAUCUGGGGGCCUAGAGAUUGUGUUGGAUAUCCUCAACACCCCCAAAUUCUCUGGUUAUCUCUCGCAACAGCAGUCACCUGGCACACCAGCUUCAGAGACGAACGCAAUGUCAACUCUCGGCAGUCUUGUCCUUGAUCCACACGAGCUCGAGAUGAUCCAAGUAUUGGCCAAAUUGAAUGCUUUUUACAGUUCAGACGAGGAUCACCAGCGAACAAUGGUCAAGCUACUCACUAUUCUGUUCCUUCACCCGUCUUCGACCAAGUUUCAGACUUACCUGGCUCUUACAGCCCUUUCUAGUGUUAUCCGAUCUGAGGGUGCAACGGCCGAAGUGCUUGGAUGCUCUCAACUUCUGGAUCGAUUGGACCAACUCGUGGUAUCUGAGUUUUCUCGAGAAAUUCUUGAAGUCAUCGAUAGCCUCAUCGCCCAACCAGCCUACUUCAAGAGAUUUGCGCCGCCGUCGCCAGCAGACUCAAAUCAAACCGAUAUCACCUAUAUCACUAGGCUUCAAGAUUUAAUCAGUUUAAUCAACCAUAAAGAGGUCAAAGUUUCUUGUCAGGCUGCUAGCGUGUUCCACAUCCUUGUUCAAGCAUCCCCGGAAGUUGGUCAAGCAAUCGUAUCCGAUCACUCUUUGACUGAGAGUUUGUUGAAGACCUUCAAAAUUUGGGCUAAUGGCGAUCGCGAUUCGGACGGCUAUUACUUGUCGACGAGUGAGAACAUGCGUGCAGCAUUUCAGGCAAUCUACGAUAACCUGCCCUGCCCCUCAGAGGGCGAUCCUCCUGCGCUCUUUGUCGACGACCGUUUGCAUUAUGGGCUCAUGCAAAUCGACGACUUUUGCGAUCAGGGCAUGGAACACGGAGAUUACAAGGAUUGUCGGGAUCUCCGAGUGGAUAUCGCAAGCCUCUCCAAAUGCAUCGUCGAGCAAUUUCACUCACGAAAAAAAUUCGAACACUUUGAUCUACACAAUUGA